Salvia miltiorrhiza (redroot sage) is the source of this 1407-nucleotide messenger RNA. RefSeq lists its product as uncharacterized. The transcript has a single exon. The coding region runs from base 1 to 1407 and encodes 468 amino acids. The record is from RefSeq and is a predicted model, not a curated record. Lineage: Eukaryota; Viridiplantae; Streptophyta; Magnoliopsida; Lamiales; Lamiaceae.
AUGGCAGAGGAAUCGAGAGAUGAGGAAGGAACUAUAGUCAGGAACCCUCUGACGCCAGCCACCUCUGCCCAAGACGAAAAGUUGGAUAAGCUGUGCAACAUGUUCGAGAAGUUUAUGACGAACCAAGGAGCAUCCAAUCAGGGAAUACCCAACAUUCGGAAGCUUGUGAAGGCAUGCCAACUCUGCAUGGCAACUUCACAUGCAACCGAUGAAUGUCCACAACUUUUCGAAGAUGAAGAGCUUAAUGCCAUUGGACAACAACCAGGAGGAAACAAUGGAGGGCAGAACCAGAAACCUUUUGAGCCCUACAGACAGCAGUAUAACAAUCAAGGAUGGAGGCAACAUGAGAACCUUAGGUACGGCAACAACCACUAUUUGGGGCCAAACCAAGGGCAAACGAGUAACCCACCACAAUACUCGCAACAACCUCAACAAGCAAGAGGGUCUUCCUUAUCAGAGCUAGUGCAUCAAAUGGCUCAGCAACAAGUGAAGUUCCAGAGUGAGACCGAAAAAUUCAUAAUGGAGACAAGAGGAGGAAUGCAGAAUGUGAACUCCCAACUAUCACAUCUUGCCCAAGCAGUUGCCAGACUUGAAAGCAAACAAGGGACACUCCCGGCCCAAGUGGAGGUGAAGAAGGUGAAUGCCAUGACACUCAGAGGAGGAAAGGAACUACCCGAAGUGGUGACAGAGAAAAAACGAGAAAAAUCAGAGAUUAACGAGCAAGUCGGAAUGGGAUCAGCAGAUGAGGAAGAAUUUGCCAGAGAGAAAGAGGCAAAGCUGAAGGCGAUUGGGAAGGGAAAAGAGAAAUCAAGCCAGACCGAACCCAUACUUCCUUUUCCAGGCAGAGCAGCCAAGGAACAAGAAAAAGAAGAAUUAACCGAGCUGGUCAAAAUCUUCAAGAAGGUGGAAGUCAAUAUGCCCCUUUUGGUUGCAUUACGCUCUAUGCCUAGAUGUGCGAAAUUUCUCAAAGAACUCUGCACUAGGAAAGUCAAAUACACUGAUGAUGCAAAAUUUCAAGUGGGAGAAUCUGUAUCCGCGGUCUUACAAAGAGAUAUGCCGAUAAAAUGUGGAGAUCCUGGGAUGUUCUACAUUCCUUGUGUGAUAGGAACAAUGAAAGUGGAGAAGGCGAUGCUCGAUUUGGGGGCAUCCAUCAACGUUAUGCCCUUAUCCAUGUACCAGGACCUGGAGAUAGGACCGCUGAAGCCCACCCGAGUGGUAAUCCAACUGGCAGAUCGAUCAAGUGUCUACCCAGAGGGGAUAUUGGAAGACGUGCUGGUCAAAGUAGAGGAACUCAUCUUUCCAGCGGAUUUUUACAUUCUCGACAUGGGGAAGUCAAAAGCACGAGAUCCUGUAAUACUUUUGGGCAGACCAUUUCUAAAGACCUGCCAGGACUCGUAUAGAUUGUGA